AUGUUAUUUCUCAUUCUUUAUAACACAUUUCUUUCUUCUUUUUUAUUUCAUUUUUCGGAUUUUCUGCCAUUUCCUUUUCAUUCAUUCUUUCCCUUUUCAUUGUUUCAUUCUCCUUUGAUUCUUUCAUUCCCUUUUCAUCCUUUCUUUCUAUUUUUCUUCUUUCAUUCUCUUUUCAUUUUUUCAUUUUCUUUUCAUUCCUUCAUUCGCUUUUCCUUCUUUCAUUCCCUUUUCAUUCUUUCUUUCUCUUUUAAUUCUUUCAAUCCCUUUUCAUUUUUUCAUUCUUUUUUCAUUCUUUUAUUCUCUUACAUUCUCUCAUUUUCUUUUCCGUUUACAUUCACUUUGUUAAUGUUUCUUUCUUUCCUGUUUCUCCUUUUCCUUUUGUUUUUUUUUUCAAAUUUUUCACAUGAACGUUUUCAUUCUUUCUGUCUUUUAUUUCUCUUUUCAUUCUUUCACUUUGUCUUUCUUUCUUUCUUUCUUUCUAUCACUUUCUUAUUUUUACUUUCCUUCUUUCUUGAUUCAAAACUCGAAAUAUUUUUUUCUUUUUCUAUUUCCUCAUUUCUUUGCCAUUCUUAUUGCGAUGAUAAAAUAUCUUUAUGCAUUUUACUUCUAAUUCUUUUUAACUAA
Acanthosepion pharaonis is the source of this 624-nucleotide messenger RNA. The record is from the annotation of a GenBank genome assembly. Lineage: Eukaryota; Metazoa; Mollusca; Cephalopoda; Sepiida; Sepiidae.